UCCCGUUAUCCGGUCCUCAGCUCCCGUGAAGACAGGGGUAGGGUGUCAUCUGCUUAUUGAUUGAAACAUCAGCCACUCAGGCAGCAAGGGAGCAGCAGAAAUAAGAGUCGCGGUUCGGUACUCAACAGCCAGACAUCGCGUCCAGCGUGUACGCAUGAGAGUAGAAGGUUGAUUGAGGCUACGGUCGACGCUAGAGAAAAGCCUUCAGUCAAGACAACGAACACCCGUUCCCCACAAGUUCCUUAGAACGGUUGUGCAUUGUGUCUCUUUGUCCCUUUCCAGGGCGCUCCUAUCUCCGAUUCGUCUCCCAACAAUAGACUAGAGACAACGGUGGAUCAUGUCUCCGGUCGCAGACAACACGUCGUAUGCACCCAAGUCGCCCGAUUUAUCCUGCUUUGACUCUGGGCCGGGAUUCCACUCGUCCUCGGCCUAUUACAAGCCCAACCCGUCCUACGCCUUCCCCAAUUACAGUGCCUCUCCUCCAUCUGGUGGCAAUCCUUCCCUGCAGCCUCUAGCUCCGACUUCUGCCCCAACGCAGCUACGGCCACAGGUACAACCACAGCAGCAGCAGCUGGAACUGGGAUCACACAAUUUCAGCCAACCGCCAUUGCACCACCAAUACCAAGCUCAUCAUCACUACAACAACAACAAUAAUAAUCAUAAUUAUAAUCUCAACAGUCACGUUCAUAUCAGCAACGGUUCAACGACAACAGCCACCAUCACCGACCACAACGCUUAUCCAGGUCAUCCACACCAACACCCACGUGUGUCGCUGAAUACGUACGACCACACCUCACAGCACGCAUUGGUUCCCUAUCCUCCCCAGCCUGGUACACAUUACUACCCGUCGCCUGCACCACAGCAGCAGCAACCACAUUACCUACAGCCACAUCAGUCCGCCUACCAGCCUUCAUACUAUUCGUCCUACGCCGAUUCACCUACCUCGACAGGCUACCAACCUGCAAGCCAAUCCAUUCCACAGCAGCAACACGUCCACGCCCAGCAGCACCAGCAACAACAGCAACAACCGCCAAGCCUAUCUCCCAACCGACCGGUCACGUCUAACCCGCCUGACGCCAUGCCACGCGGCAAGGCUGCUGCCCCGGCGGCAAGGGAGCCCGAGGUCAUGGACUCGCCCGUUCGGACAAAAUUCCCUACCGCGCGCAUCAAGCGCAUCAUGCAGGCGGAUGAGGAGGUCGGCAAAGUUGCGCAACAAACGCCGAUCGCCGUAGGCAAAGCGCUAGAACUCUUCAUGGUUCAGCUUGUACACAAGAGUGCCGAAGUUGCCAAAGAAAAGAAUUCAAAACGCAUCACCGCUCCCAUGUUGAAGCAAGCCAUCGACUCUACGAACGAAUGGGAUUUUCUCAGGGAGAUUGUGGCCAAAGUAACCGAGGAGAAAGAAGGCGCGAGAAGCAGCGGCCGUCCGAAAGCAGAAAGCGAGAGUGACGAUGAUGUCGAUGCCGGCGAAGUCAAGAAAAAGGGAAGAGGUGGUCGCAAGAAGAAGGCGGCCGUCUAGAUAUGUCUCAUUUCAGAUCAUCAGUAUUUCUAUCCAGUAUCACAGGCAGGCAUCAUGAUGGUUGGUUUUAUGU
Molecule: messenger RNA, 1589 nt
Organism: Xylaria bambusicola
Lineage: Eukaryota; Fungi; Ascomycota; Sordariomycetes; Xylariales; Xylariaceae
Exons: 1
Coding region: 338-1516 (392 amino acids)
Biological process (GO): positive regulation of transcription by RNA polymerase II; negative regulation of transcription by RNA polymerase II; transcription by RNA polymerase II
Cellular component (GO): negative cofactor 2 complex; nucleus
Molecular function (GO): core promoter sequence-specific DNA binding; protein heterodimerization activity; RNA polymerase II general transcription initiation factor activity
Source: RefSeq, a predicted model, not a curated record